CUCAUCCCGAGCCUUGGUCAUGUGACUCUUCCCAUCGGUUGGGAUUUCUCUCUCGGCAUGGCGGAGAUGAUGGAGCUCGGUCUGCUGUCUAAUACCAUUUGUUAUUCACUGUGAGGAGGACACGGGCAUUUUUGUUGUCGGUAAACCUUUUUGCGCCGUUCUUUCCCCCGGUUUGUGGCCAUAAUGGCGGAGCGCGGUGUGGAUGUGUCCGCUCUCCCCCAAGAGGUCCGGGAGCAGCUCGCUGAGCUGGACCUGGAGCUGUCGGAGGGUGACAUCACACAAAAAGGAUACGAGAAGAAGAGGGCCAAAGUUUUAGCACCCUACUUAACACAAAUACAAAACUUGGCUCCGCCUCCGGCAUAUGAUGCACAGUCCCCUGGUCCAAGCUCCGCCUCCGCCUCCGCACCUGAACCUGAACCUGAACCUGAACCUGAACCUGAACCUGGCCCGUCAAACUCAUCCUCUUCCUCUUCACGCCACCGGCGCACACGGCGACCACACCGAAGCAGCGGGACUAGAGAUGAACGCUACAGAUCAGAUAUCCACACUGAGGCAGUUCAGGCAGCAUUGGCCAAGCAUAAAGAGGAAAAGAUGGCGCUGCCCAUGCCAACCAAACGUCGGUCCGCAUAUGUACAGUCACCAAUUGACAACUGCACCCCACCAGACUCCUCAUCUUCCUCUGACGAUGAGGCCGUGUCAAGUGAAAGUGCAGGGCCUCAGCAGUCUCCAGAUACCUGGAUUAAUAGCUCUCUGCACGGCUCCUCCACCUCCUCCUCUGCCUCCUCCACUCUCUCACAUGGGGAGUCUCGGCCCACCCAGGCCCCUCAGCCUCAGUCUCAGCAGGUCCCACCUCCACCCGCACCUGCCCACCCACCCCACUCCCACUCCCAGCCCUCCGCCCUGGCCGAGGCCCUCGCUCAGGCACGCAUCGAUCCAGGAGGAGGAGUCGGGCCUCCUGAUGUGCCAUCCCAAGCUCAGGCCAGAGGCUCUCGUGUGGAUCUGCCUCCCAAUGCCGCGGUGCGAGGCAUGAGUCGAGGACAGAGCCGGUCCAGCAUGAUGGAGACAGCAGACGUGAGAAGAAUAGGCAGAGGUGUUCCGGUGUCCAGUCGUGUGUCCACAAAGAUCCAGCAGCUGCUAAACACGCUAAAACGACCAAAACGCCCGCCACUCAGUGAGUUCUUCAUGGAUGACCAAGAGGAGAUCGUGGAAGUUCCUCAGGCAGAUCCUAACACCCCUAGGCCAGAAGGCCGGCAGAUAAUCCCAGUGAAGGGGGAACCGUUGGGUGUGGUCAGUAACUGGCCUCCUGCUCUUCAGGCAGCAUUAACUCGAUGGGGUGCCACACAGGGCAAAAGCCCUGCCCUCACAGCUCUGGAUAUCACAGGAAAACCACUCUAUACACUUACGUAUGGGAAACUGUGGAGUCGAAGUGUAAAGCUGGCCUACACUCUCCUCAACAAGCUGGGAGCCAAAAAUGAGCAGAUCCUCAAACCAGGAGACCGGGUGGCGCUGGUGUAUCCUAACAGUGACCCUGGUAUGUUCUGGGUCGCAUUUUAUGGCUGUUUGUUGGCAGAAGUCAUUCCUGUGCCCAUAGAGGUUCCACUAUCCCGAAAGGAUGCGGGUAGCAGCCAAGUAGGUUUUUUGUUAGGUAGCUGUGGGGUGGGUCUGGCUUUGACAAGUGAGAUCUGUUUGAAGGGUUUACCCAAGACCCCCACUGGAGAAAUAUUACAGUUUAAAGGCUGGCCCAGGUUAAAGUGGGUGGUGACAGACUCCAAAUACCUCACGAAGCCUUCGAAAGACUGGCAGCCUCAUAUCCCAACAGCCAACACAGACACGGCAUACAUAGAGUAUAAGGCCAGUAAGGAGGGCACAGUGAUGGGUGUUGCGGUUUCAAAAGUUGCCAUGUUAACACAUUGCCAGUCACUCACUCAGGCCUGUAACUACUGUGAGGGUGAGACACUGGUGAAUGUUUUGGACUUUAAGAAGGACAUGGGUUUGUGGCAUGGAGUUCUCACGAGUGUGAUGAACCGAAUCCACACCAUCAGUGUUCCAUAUGCAGUAAUGAAGGCCUGUCCACUGUCCUGGGUUCAGAGAGUUCACAUACACAAAGCACGUAUUGCCUUGGUGAAGUGUCGUGACCUGCAUUGGGCGAUGAUGGCUCACCGAGAUCAGAGAGACACCAGUCUGGCCUCCUUGCGCAUGCUAAUUGUUGCUGAUGGAGCCAAUCCUUGGUCGGUUUCAUCAUGUGAUGCAUUUUUGAACGUAUUCCAGGCUUAUGGUUUGAAACCAGAGGUCAUCUGCCCGUGUGCUACAUCACCUGAGGCCAUGACGGUUGCCAUUCGCAGGCCUGGUGUCCCCGGUGCACCUCUUCCAGCGAGAGCCAUCCUGUCCAUGACUGGGCUGAGUCAUGGGGUCAUCAGGGUCAACACUGAAGACAAGAACUCUGCUCUCACCGUCCAGGAUGUGGGACAUGUCAUGCCUGGAGCAUUGAUGUGCAUUGUGAAACCGGAUGGGCCGCCCAUGCUGUGUAAGACGGAUGAGAUCGGGGAGAUCGUUGUGAACUCUCGUGCUGGUGGAACCAUGUACUACGGCCUGUCCGGAGUCACUAAAAACACCUUUGAGGUGAUCCCAGUCAACGCUAGUGGUGCUCCUAUUGGUGAAAUCCCAUUUGUGCGGUCGGGAUUGCUGGGUUUUGUUGGACCGGGUAGUCUGAUAUUUGUGGUGGGUAAGAAUGAGGGCUUGCUAAUGGUUAGUGGUCGUCGUCACAAUGCUGACGAUCUAGUAGCGACAGCACUAGCGGUGGAACCAGUCAAAACUGUGUACAGAGGCAGAAUUGCUGUGUUCUCAGUGACUGUGUUCUAUGAUGAGAGGAUAGUAAUCGUAGCUGAGCAAAGGCCUGAUGCCAGUGAAGAAGACAGCUUCCAGUGGAUGAGUCGGGUUCUGCAGGCAAUUGACAGUAUUCAUCAGGUUGGAUUAUACUGUCUUGCACUGGUUCCUGCUAACACCCUGCCCAAAACUCCCCUGGGGGGCAUUCACAUCUCAGACACCAAGCAACUCUUCCUAGAGGGGGCGCUGCACCCCUGCAACAUCCUCAUGUGCCCCCACACCUGCGUUACCAACAUGCCCAAACCACGUCAAAAACAACCAGUCGGUGUCGGCCCUGCAUCCAUCAUGGUGGGUAAUUUGGUUGCUGGGAAAAGAAUUGCGCAGGCUGCAGGCAGAGAUCUGGGACUCAUAGAAGACCAAGACCUGGUCAGGAAGCUGUGUAUGUGGCCUACAAUGAUGCAUCAGUUCCUUACAGAGGCUUUACAGUGGAGAGCACAAACAGAUCCUGACCAUACGCUUUAUGUACUUUUAAAUGCCAAGGGAGUGGCAGUGUGUACAGCUACAUGUGUUCAGCUUCAUAAAAGAGCAGAGAAGAUUGCUGCUGCUCUCAUUGAGAGAAGUGGUAUUAACAUUGGAGAGAAUGUGGUGCUUUUGUAUCCACCAGGUAUAGAUCUGAUCGCUGCAUUUUAUGGCUGUUUGUACGCUGGUUGUAUUCCUGUCACCGUGAGGCCUCCACACCCACAGAACCUCUCAGCAACUCUGCCCACUGUCCGCAUGAUUAUCGAUGUCAGCAAGGCUGCUUGCAUUCUCACUACUCAGGUUUUAACAAAGAUUCUCAGAUCUAAAGAAGCAGCCGCUACAGUCAACAUAAAAACAUGGCCCAUCAUAAUAGACACAGAUGACUUGGCUCGCAAACGACCUCCCACAAUCUACAAACCGCCCAAUGCUGAGAUGAUCGCCUAUCUGGACUUCAGCGUCUCAACCACAGGCAUGCUGACAGGAGUGAAGAUCUCUCACGCGGCGGUGAGUGCUCUGUGCCGCUCUAUAAAGCUACAGUGUGAGCUGUACUCCUCUCGCCAGAUCGCCAUCUGCCUCGACCCCUACUGUGGACUUGGUUUUGUGCUCUGGUGCCUUGCGAGUGUAUACUCAGGUCAUCAGUCUAUCCUGAUACCUCCUAUGGAGCUGGAGAGCUCACUGCCCCUGUGGCUGGGCACGCUCAGUCAGUACCGCAUCAGAGACACCUUCUGCUCCUAUUCUGUCAUGGAGCUCUGCACCAAAGGCCUGGGCGGACAGACGGAGAUGCUGAAGGCACGUGGUGUGAACCUGUCGUGUGUGAGGAGCUGUGUGGUGAUUGCUGAGGAGCGUCCGCGCUUGGCUCUCACACACUCCUUCUCCAAACUGUUCAAAGACCUUGGACUCUCCAUGCGGGCUGUCAGCACUGCUUUUGGGUCGAGAGUUAACCUGGCCAUCUGCCUACAGGUAGAUUACCUGAAGUUCGAACUUUGCAAGUUGCUUUUCCUCUGCAAUACGUGUGCAGCUGAUCUGUAUGUGUGUGUGGGUUUGUGUUUUUCACAGGGUACAACUGGACCAGACCCCUCAACUGUGUAUGUGGACAUGAAGUCCCUCCGACAUGACCGGGUGAGGUUAGUAGAGCGAGGAGCGCCACAGUCUCUUCCUCUCAUGGAGUCUGGAACAAUUCUUCCUGGUGUGAGGGUGAUCAUAGUAAAUCCAGAAACUAGAGGACCGCUAGGGGACUCUCAUCUAGGAGAGAUUUGGGUGAACAGUCCCCACAAUGCAACAGGAUACUACACAAUAUACGGAGAGGAAAACCUGCAGGCUGACCACUUCAACACUAAACUGAGCUUUGGAGAUCCUCAAACACUCUGGGCCAAAACUGGAUACCUGGGAUUUGUCAAGAGAACAGAACUCACAGACUCCAGUGGAGAUCGCCAUGACGCCCUGUUUGUGGUGGGCUCUCUGGAUGAGACUUUAGAAUUGAGAGGUUUGCGAUAUCAUCCAAUUGACAUCGAGACCAGCGUAUCACGUGCCCACCGCAGCAUCGGUGAAAGUGCUGUGUUCACCUGGACAAAUCUGCUGGUGGUGGUGGCUGAACUCUGCGGAUCAGAGCAGGACGCUUUAGACCUGGUCCCGCUGGUAACCAAUGUAGUAUUAGAGGAGCACCAUCUGAUUGUGGGUGUGGUGGUUAUUGUUGACCCAGGGGUCAUUCCUAUAAACUCCAGAGGAGAAAAGCAGCGAAUGCACUUGAGAGACUCCUUCCUGGCAGAUCAGUUGGACCCCAUAUACGUAGCGUACAACAUGUGAGCUGGGAUAUGGGCGAGCCAAAGGCCUGCCAGAGCGGUGCUACGGAGCCUGGCCUCAGAACUUGGAUUGAGUUCAUAAACGGAAAGACUUGGCCCUGUUUUUUCAGGGAUAAGGUGUCAUUUUCCACAAUACAAAUGUGUGAGAUGAAGUUUUGGAGAAGGGAUGCUAUAAUAGAAUUUCCCUUUUAGUUCAAUUCCUUCUCCCCCAGAAUCCCACUCUCACACAAUGCCACAUAAUGUCUGCCCAAUUCUUGGUCAUGAUUUAAAUUUACUUGAAUUACAUAGCUCUUUUUUCUUCUCAAACACUCUCCUAUUCUAGCACUGGCUGGCGUGUACUUUUUUAUUUAUUUAUUAAAAUGAGCUUAAAGCCUCAGUUUUUAAGUUUU
Messenger RNA from Rhinichthys klamathensis goyatoka, 5530 nucleotides. RefSeq names its product disco-interacting protein 2 homolog Bb (gene dip2bb). The record is from RefSeq and is a predicted model, not a curated record. Lineage: Eukaryota; Metazoa; Chordata; Actinopteri; Cypriniformes; Leuciscidae. The transcript is spliced from 40 exons. Bases 184 to 5145 code for a protein of 1653 amino acids.